AUGGAAUCUGCAACUAUCAUGAAGAUUCUUCUUCUUCUUCAUAUGCUUCUAGCUUUUGCCGUUCAUGAUGCUGAUUCUGCUCUUCCUCAUUCAUCUCUUUGUUAUUCUCCAUCUCUAUCUCCUUCCCCUCACGAUUCUCCAUCACCAAUCCCGGUGCCAGAAGUUUCCCCGCCGUCUCCUACUACACUGCCGCCCCCACCCGCCGUUGAUACUCCCGCACCAUCUCCUUCCAUAGAUGAACCAGUGCCGGUGCCAGAAGUUUCUCCACCAUCUCCCACGACACUGCCACCCCCGCCACCAGCUCCUCUUCUUCCACAACCACCACCUAUUCCUCAGAUUCCUCCUCCAGAGGAUGAUCCCAUUGCGCCACCUCCAUUGUCCUGCGAGGACCAAUGUAUGCUGAAAUGUGCAGAGAAAAAAGGAUUUCGUCGAUUGUUCUGCAUUGGCAAGUGCUUGGCCAUGUGCCAGAUAUUUCCGCCGGCCAAUCAUGCCGGUUAUCAGUGUACUCGAGACUGUGUUAUGAACAACCUGCACCAUCAACAAGGUUCUGAUGAGAUCAAAUUGUGUGUUUUCGCAGAUAUUAAGAGUAUAGACGGCUUGGUGAACAAUUGUUACAAUAACUGCUCUAAAAAUGUCUAA
This is a messenger RNA of Neltuma alba, 639 nucleotides long. Its product is annotated as vegetative cell wall protein gp1-like. The coding region runs from base 1 to 639 and encodes 212 amino acids. NCBI's taxonomy places the organism in Eukaryota, Viridiplantae, Streptophyta, Magnoliopsida, Fabales, Fabaceae. The transcript is spliced from 2 exons. The record is from RefSeq and is a predicted model, not a curated record.